Diplodia corticola is the source of this 318-nucleotide messenger RNA. RefSeq lists its product as uncharacterized. The transcript is spliced from 2 exons. The record is from RefSeq and is a predicted model, not a curated record. Lineage: Eukaryota; Fungi; Ascomycota; Dothideomycetes; Botryosphaeriales; Botryosphaeriaceae. The coding region runs from base 1 to 318 and encodes 105 amino acids.
AUGGCAACGAAGCAGAGCACCAAGUACGAACGCCUCGAGGGGCUGUCGCAACGACGCGGCGUCGACACGCAACACGCGCAGCAGGCGGAGCGCGACCGUCGCCUGAGGUGGGCGCAGGAAAUGAUCAUGCAGAACCCGGCUCUCUGCGCCGAGGUCUACUGCGCCAUGUCGAAGCGCCCGGCUAUGCCGCCACGGAGGGAGUCGUCGUUGUCGUCGUCGUCGUCGUCGUCGCGGCGCUCGCCGAGUACGGCUGCUGGUAGUAUGCCGUCGCCGGGGAUCAGCAGCAACUCCAGCAUCAACAGCGGCAGCCCUACGUAG